AUGAAUAGCUUAACAAGAUCAUUAUUCUCAAACACCACCAGAUACCUGUCAUCAAAUGUCCUUGCUAGAUCAUCGACAACAAGAUUCAUCCAAUAUAAUGCCGGCAGCUCAUUGAGGAGACUGCAGGACAUCAAUGGAAACAGCCAACAAAGAUACACUCUGAGAAGCUACUCCACUACUGAGAACAAGACUACUGAGCAACAGACAUCAACCACAGCAGCAGAGGAGAAGCCAACCACAGACACCCCACAGCAACCAACACUUGAGGAUCAAAUCGAGGACCUGAAGAAGCAACUCGAGGAGAAGCACAAGCUGUUGCUUUACACUGCUGCUGAGCGUGAGAACGCUCGCAAGUUUGGCAAGGAGGAGGCAGACAAGGCCAAGAAGUUUGGCAUUCAGUCAUUCGCAAAGGAGUUGCUCGAGGUGGUCGACCAGCUCGAGAUGGCACUUGGCCAGUACAACCAGGAGCAUUUGAGCGCCAACAACGAUCUCAGAACACUUCACGAGGGUGUCAAGAUGACAGAGGACCUGUUCCUGAAGAUUAUGGGCAAGAAUGGUCUCAUUCGUUUCAAUCCAGUCGGCGAGAAGUUCGACCCAAACAGCCACCACGCACUCUACCAAAUCGAGGAUGCCACCGUUGAUCCAGGUACAAUCAAGGUCGUUCACAAGCAGGGUUACAAGCUCAACGAUAGACUUGUUCGUCCUGCCCAAGUUGGUGUGUCUAAGAAGUCAACAUAA
Molecule: messenger RNA, 738 nt
Organism: Acytostelium subglobosum LB1
Lineage: Eukaryota; Evosea; Eumycetozoa; Acytosteliales; Acytosteliaceae
Exons: 2
Coding region: 1-738 (245 amino acids)
Biological process (GO): protein import into mitochondrial matrix; protein folding
Cellular component (GO): PAM complex, Tim23 associated import motor
Molecular function (GO): protein-folding chaperone binding; protein homodimerization activity; adenyl-nucleotide exchange factor activity
Source: RefSeq, a predicted model, not a curated record